AUGGCAGACUUCCCCAUCCCGGGCACCUCCCACGCCGCAGAGCUAGACGCCAGCAGACGCCUAGCAGGGCCCAUCCACGCCGAGCGCCAUGUCCGCAUCAUCUGCGUCGGCGCGGGCGCCUCCGGCCUCCUGAUGGCCUACAAGCUCCAGAAGCACUUCAGCAACUUCGCGCUGACAGUGUACGAGAAGAACCCAGAGGUGUCGGGCACGUGGUACGAGAACAACUACCCAGGCUGCGCCUGCGACGUCCCCUCGCACAACUACACGUGGAGCUUCGAGCCCAAGCUGGACUGGUCGGCCGUCUACCCGCCCGCCAAGGAGAUCUUUGAGUACUUUGACGGGUUCGCCAACAAGUACGGCCUCAAGCAGUUCAUCAAGACGAGCCACCAGGUCGUGGGCGCUUACUGGAACGACACCCGCGGGGGGUACGAUGUCAAGGUGAAGGAUGUUGCUACGGGGAAUAUCGUCGAUGAUGAGUGUGAUAUACUCAUCAAUGCGAGUGGUAUUCUCAACAACUGGAGGUAUCCUGCUAUCCCUGGCCUUGACAAGUUCAAGGGCACUUUGCUUCACACUGCAAACUGGGAUGACUCAGUCUUGCUCGAGGGCAAGACUGUUGGUCUGAUCGGAAAUGGUUCAUCAGGUAUCCAAGUUCUCCCCGCAAUCCGUGAGAAGUGCAAAAGAGUCAUCAACUUCAUCCGCGAACCCACAUACGUGUCACCCGUCCAGGGCCUGGAGCAGCACAAGUUCUCCGCCGACGAGCUGGACAAGUUCGCCAACGAGAAGGGGACGCUCACCACUUACCGCAAGGGAAUUGAGUCGGGCCUCAACGGCCAGUUCGGCAUCUUCCUCAAAAACACCCAGGUCAACCAGGACACACGCGCCUACAUGCUGCAACAGAUGAAGGAGAAGCUAAGCAACGAGUACCUCGAGAGUAAGUUGAUCCCCGACUGGAGCCUGGGCUGCCGCAGGUUGAGUCCCGGUGUCAACUACCUCGAGUCCCUCACCAAGCCCAACGUCGACGUCAUCUAUGGCGAGAUCAACGCCAUCACCGAGAAGGGCUGUCUGUGCGACAACGGCCAGGAGGUUGAGCUCGACAUCCUCAUCUGUGCCACAGGCUUCGACACCACAUUCAAGCCCCGGUUCCCCGUGGUCAACCCCUCGGGAGCGAACCUGCAGGACAAGUGGGCCACAGAGCCAGAAUCGUACAUGGGCGUCGCCGCCUCAGACUUCCCCAACUACCUCAUCUUCCUGGGGCCCAACUGCCCCAUCGGCAAUGGCCCCGUGCUCUGCGCCAUCGAGGCCCAGGCGGACUGGAUGUGCAAGGUCAUCGACCGCUUCCAGACCACCAACAUCUCGCAAUUCGCACCCAAAGAGGACGCGGUACGAGACUUCGUCCAGUACAAGGACUGGUUCAUGAAGGGCACGGUCUGGAACGACCCCUGCCGCUCGUGGUACAAGGGCGGCCGGGACGGAAACAAGGUGCUCGCCCUGUGGCCCGGCUCAGCGCUGCACUACCUCGAGAUGAUGAAGGACGUGCGCUUCGACGACCUGGACAUCAAGUACGCCGGCAACCGCUUCAGCUUCAUGGGCAACGGCUACAGCCAGACGGAGCUGGACGACACGGCCGACUGGGGGUACUACAUCAGGGAGUACGACGACGACGCGCCCCUAACGACGGGCGGCAGGCGGAAGCUCCUCACCAAGAGCGGCACGGUGGCAGGGCGGAAGCUCGUCACCUUCACACACAGGGAGGAUGAGGGCGAGGGGCCGAUCCAGGCCAAGAUAUAG
This is a messenger RNA of Clonostachys solani, 1788 nucleotides long. The record is from the annotation of a GenBank genome assembly. Lineage: Eukaryota; Fungi; Ascomycota; Sordariomycetes; Hypocreales; Bionectriaceae.